Emys orbicularis (European pond turtle) is the source of this 1998-nucleotide messenger RNA. RefSeq names its product Rho GTPase activating protein 28 (gene ARHGAP28). Gene Ontology annotation, cellular component: cytoplasm. The record is from RefSeq and is a predicted model, not a curated record. Gene Ontology annotation, molecular function: GTPase activator activity. Gene Ontology annotation, biological process: signal transduction; regulation of actin filament polymerization; negative regulation of stress fiber assembly. The coding region runs from base 1 to 1998 and encodes 665 amino acids. NCBI's taxonomy places the organism in Eukaryota, Metazoa, Chordata, Testudines, Emydidae. The transcript is spliced from 15 exons.
AUGGAGAUAAAGGACUCGGGCAGCGUGGUUCUGACAGCCUACCAUUCUUACACUCCAUCUAGGAUACCAAUAAUCGAACAGAGCUUUGUGCCAGAGAUCUCCUCCAGCCAUUCUCCAAUCAGCAGAAAAUCCCUCCCUCAGUGCCGAAGAAUUAACAGGAUGCUUUCCAAUGAGUCCUUACGUCAUCCCAUGUUCAGCCGUUCCAAUUCCCAGGCCUCCGUGGAUAGCACCUCGAUGGAGGAUUUCUGGUGUGAAGUGGAAAGUAUCAAAGAAAACAGUGAACAAGGACAAGAAGAACAAACACUAUUAGAAGUUAAACCAGCUGAUGAGGGGGAACUUGAAGCUGAAUGGCUGCAAGAUGUGGGCCUAUCUACGUUGAUUUCGGGGGCUGAAGAAGAGGAUGGGCAAGCCCUGCUGUCCACACUGACCCGCACGCAAGCCGCCGCAGUACAAAGAAGGUACAACACCUACACUCAGACUAUGAGGAAGAAGAACAAACACACUGUCAGGGAUGUGCGAGACAUCUUUGGAGUUAAUGACUCUUCUCCCACGUUUGAGACAGUACCAGUGUCACCAGUUCCUUCUAAUGGUAUCCAGCUUCCGGGGCAGAAGCCAGUUUGGAAAUCAGUGAGUUCUAAUAGCUGUCUAGACUGUGGACUAGAUAAAGACAGCCCAUCAGUAACAGAAGAGCUAUCCUAUGAGGUUUCUUUCUCAGAAUCCAUCACAGUGGUCCCAAAAAACAGAGAACGGCAGAACAACCAGAGAUUCAAAAAGGAUGAUUCUGCUUUGCCUAAAUUUAUUGUUCGAAAAAGCCAAUUUGGCCUGACAGAGGUUGGAGACCUAUCUCUUGAAGACAUGAAGAAAAUUCGCAAUCUCUCUUUGAUUGAACUAGCAGCCUUCUAUGAUGCUUUGGGAAUAGAACUCAAGAGGAACCAAACAGAAAGAAUCAAAGGACGAGAAAAUGGCCUUUUUGGAGUCCCUCUCGCAACACUGCUGGAAAACGAUCAAAAGAAGGUUCCUGGAAUAAAAGUUCCUCUCAUCUUUCAAAAACUGUUGCUCAAGCUUGAGGAAACGGGUUUAGAAACGGAAGGAAUUCUUCGAGUUCCUGGAUCUGCCUCAAGAGUUAAGAAUCUCCGUCAAGAAAUUGAAAUAAAAUUUAAUGAAGACACAUUUGACUGGAACCAAGUACGAAACAAUGAUGCAGCAGGACUGCUGAAGAUGUUUAUAAGGGAACUCCCAAGCCCCCUUUUCACUGUAGAAUAUCUGCCUGCCUUCAUCACACUAGUGGAAAAAGUCUCCAAGGUCAAGUUACAGUUACAAGCUUUGCAUCUGUUGAUCAUGUUGUUGCCUGAUGUCAACAGGGAUACAGCCAAGGCCUUUCUGCAGUUCCUGAAGAAGAUAGUUGCUAAUGAAGGGAAAAACAAAAUGAACUUAUGGAAUGUUUCCAUGAUUGUUGCACCAAACGUCUUCAUCUACAAAGGCAAACAUGCAAACCAAAAAGAGAUGCAAGCAGCAGCCACUACGGCACACAUAGUGAGACUUUUAAUUAAGUACCAGGACAUCCUGUGGACAGUCCCGUCCUUCCUGAUUUCUCAAGUGAGAAAGAUGAAUGAGGCUACAAUGAACAACACCAAGAGACAGAUGAUGUUUGACAAGGGUGUGAGAAGAUUGCUGAGGAGAAAGACCAUGGAACGAGAGAGACCUGAAAGAUCAGAGACUCACAUACCCGAGGGGGUGAUAAGAGUUUAUGCUCCACUGCAUUCAAAAGUUUCUAUGGCAAUUCAACUGAACAGUCAAACAAAAGCCAGAGACAUCCUGGCUCGAUUUCACUGUGAAAACAGCCAUGCAUCGUCAAAGAACACGGAAGUCCAGAUCCAACGUUUAUAUGAAAUUGGAGGAAACAUAGGACUGCAUUGUUUGGACCCAGAUGCAUACAUGUUAGAUGUUUACCAUGCAAAUCCUCAAGCAGAAUGGGUGAUAAAACCAAAAUCAAGUUGA